Phialemonium atrogriseum is the source of this 1337-nucleotide messenger RNA. RefSeq lists its product as uncharacterized. NCBI's taxonomy places the organism in Eukaryota, Fungi, Ascomycota, Sordariomycetes, Cephalothecales, Cephalothecaceae. The record is from RefSeq and is a predicted model, not a curated record. The coding region runs from base 412 to 957 and encodes 181 amino acids. The transcript has 2 exons.
CCGUCAACCAACGGUAUGAAGUGGUAAUAGGCCAGGAGGGACGCAUGUAGUUACUAUUUCUGUCGACUGGGCGUCGAUUAGCGGAAAGGUGGACUCAAUAGUCUCCCAAAUCGAGCUGAAGUCACUGCGCUUCCACAGCUGGCUCGUAUUGUGCAGAGAGAAACGUUGUUGCCUUGGGGGGGAGAUGCCAGGAUCUCCAGCGCCACCAUCGCCAAUGUCUGUCCUCUUCUGAAGGCAGCAGCAAAAACACCCACAUUCAAAUACCGCAGCCAUGUCCACUCGAGAGUGUUGCAGAGGAUCUUCUAUCUUCCUACCUCAUCAGUUUACUUAAAUAUAUAUAUAUAUAUAUAUGUACAUAUCCCAUUCAGGAACACCCCCUCAAUUGCAUCAUCUCAUUCAACCCUAGCAGUUAUGGCAUCCAUCCUCCUCCAACACCAAGACUCAAUUCCAGCAGAGAGCACCGGGCCCACUCCCAAGGACGCCACGCCAGCAAGCACACAGACACGGACACUCUUCGACCUGCCCCCGGAGAUCCACCUCCUCAUAAGCAAGCAGCUCAUCUACCCAGACGCCCUCUCCCUCAAGCACACGAGCGGCUACUUCUUCUACCUGGUCGACACGGGCGUCAAACUCAAGAUCGACUGGCUCGUCGAGCGCCGCCGCCUCCACCUUGAGUGUCCCAACAACCGGCGAUGCGACCUAGGCAGCGACCUGCGGUUCUGCCGGGGCAGCGUGAGGCUUCUCAUGCAGCGGCGGAGGGAGCAUGUCGAGUGCGAGUCCCGGCCCGGUCUCGGGUGUCUCGUCUACGGAACCAGCACGUGCACGCACCGCCGCAAGCUCAGCGCGAGGGUGAAGCGCUGGCUGCGGACCCGGCUCACCGUCGAGAUGUGGUGGGUGCUGCUUGCCAUUGUGCCCGUGGCGUGCUGCUGGUUGUGGAUGACUGAGCUGGUGUUCUGAAUCCGUUCUCGUCGUUAGCGUUUUGUACCUUGCGUGUUAUAUUAUAGUUGCUACCGGUUCCAUAGCGCUGGGUCGUUUAGGACUCGCAAUCUAAUUUCCUCGUUGGAGGAGUGUUUAGCUGUGAGGCAAGAUCCAUCGAGGGAUUCAACAUUGGGCGCAGAGGCAACUUCUGUUCGGAUUGGAGUGCUUCUAAUGUUAGGGAUACGCAUCACUGGAGAAGCAUAUUUAUAACAGAGUCACGGCGUUAUCCAUCAAUGCAUCGCACAGGUUUUGGAUGCCCGAAUGCAGUAGUCAGAAAGGCAUGAACGAAGUCUUUGAAAUCUGGACUAAUGUGUCAUAUUUGAAUCUUGUUCCAAGUUCUUGGGCGAUAGCAUAGAGGC